Molecule: messenger RNA, 3673 nt
Organism: Lepus europaeus (European hare)
Lineage: Eukaryota; Metazoa; Chordata; Mammalia; Lagomorpha; Leporidae
Gene: ADCY3
Product: adenylate cyclase 3
Exons: 22
Coding region: 206-3673 (1155 amino acids)
Biological process (GO): intracellular signal transduction; cAMP biosynthetic process; adenylate cyclase-activating G protein-coupled receptor signaling pathway
Cellular component (GO): plasma membrane
Molecular function (GO): adenylate cyclase activity
Source: RefSeq, a predicted model, not a curated record
CGCGUGACUCGGCCCGCAGCCCGCGCCGGGCCCGUCCCCGAGCACGCACGCGGCUCCGGAGUUCCUGCACAGGUGACCGGGGCUGCCCGCCCCAGCCCAGGAGAGGCCCCGCGCCCUUCCCAGGUCGGAGAGCACCCUGGUUAGGGGCCCCUUCCUCUGUUCCCAGUCCGCUUCUCAGGGCCAGCGGAGGCAGCCACCGGGCAGGAUGCCCAGGAACCAGGGCUUCUCGGAGCCCGAGUACUCGGCCGAGUACUCCGCCGAGUACUCGGUCAGCCUGCCGUCGGAUGCGGACCGCGGCGUGGGCCGGACGCACGAGAUCUCCGUGCGGAACUCGGGCGCCUGCCUGUGUCUGCCGCGCUUCAUGCGGCUGACCUUCGUGCCGGAGUCCUUGGAGAACCUCUACCAGACCUACUUCAAGCGGCAGCGCCACGAGACCCUGCUGGUGCUGGUGGGCUUCGCGGCCCUCUUCGACUGCUACGUGGUGGUCAUGUGCGCCGUGGUCUUCUCGGGCGACAAGCUGGCGCCGCUCGUCGUGGCCGGCAUCGGGCUGCUGUUGGACCUCGUGCUCUUCGUGGUCUGCAAGAAGGGACUGCUGCCCGACCGGCUCACCCGGAAGGCGGUGCCCUACCUGCUGUGGCUGCUGAUAACAGCCCAGAUCUUCUCCUACCUGGGCCUGAACUUCGCGCAGGCGCACGCGGCCAGCGACACGGUGGGCUGGCAGGCCUUCUUCCUCUUCUCCUUCUUCAUCACGCUGCCCCUCAGCCUCAGCCCCAUCGUCAUCAUCUCUGUGGUCUCCUGUGUGGUGCACACGCUCGUCCUGGGCGUCACUGUGGCCCAGCAGCAGCAGGACGAGCUGCAGGGGAUGCAGCUGCUCAGGGAGAUCCUGGCCAACAUCUUCCUCUACCUGUGCGUCAUCGUCGUGGGCGUCAUGUCCUACUACAUGGCCGACCGCAAGCAGCGCAAGGCCUUCCUGGAGGCCCGCCAGUCGCUGGAGGUGAAGAUGAACCUGGAGGAGCAAAGCCAGCAGCAGGAGAACCUCAUGCUCUCCAUCCUGCCCAAGCACGUGGCCGACGAGAUGUUGAAGGACAUGAAGAAGGACGAGAGCCAGAAAGACCAGCAGCAGUUCAACACCAUGUACAUGUACCGCCACGAGAACGUCAGCAUCCUCUUCGCCGACAUCGUGGGCUUCACUCAGCUGUCCUCUGCCUGCAGUGCCCAGGAGCUCGUGAAGCUGCUCAACGAGCUCUUUGCGCGCUUCGACAAACUGGCGGCCAAAUACCACCAGCUGCGGAUCAAGAUCCUGGGCGACUGCUACUACUGCAUCUGCGGGCUGCCCGACUACCGGGAGGACCAUGCCGUGUGCUCCAUCCUCAUGGGGCUCGCCAUGGUGGAGGCCAUCUCGUAUGUGCGGGAGAAGACGAAGACUGGCGUGGACAUGCGUGUGGGGGUGCACACGGGCACCGUGCUGGGGGGCGUCCUGGGCCAGAAACGCUGGCAGUACGACGUGUGGUCCACCGACGUCACCGUGGCCAAUAAGAUGGAGGCCGGCGGCAUCCCCGGGCGCGUGCACAUCUCCCAGAGCACCCUGGACUGCCUGAAGGGAGAGUUCGACGUGGAGCCGGGCGAGGGGGGCAGCCGCUGCGACUACCUGGAGGAGAAGGGCAUCGAGACCUACCUCAUCAUCGCCUCCCAGCCCGCCGUGAAGGCCACCGCCCAGAACGGCCUCCACAGCUCGGCCCUGCCCAACGGAGCGCCAGCUUCCUCCAAGCCCAGCUCGCCUGCCCUCAUUGAGACCAAGGAGCCCGUGGGGGGCGGCCAGGCCGGCAGUUCCACAUGGGAGGAGCCCGAGCAGCAGGAGGCGCAGGCGGACAACCCCUCCUUCCCCAACCCUCGCCGGAGGCUGCGCCUGCAGGACCUGGCCGACCGCGUGGUGGACGCCUCCGAGGACGAGCACGAACUCAACCAGCUGCUCAACGAGGCCCUGUUGGAGCGCGAGUCCGCGCAGGUAGUGAAGAAGAGGAACACCUUCCUCCUGUCCAUGCGCUUCAUGGAGCCCGACCUGGAGGCCCGCUACUCGGAGGAGAAGGAGAAGCAGAGCGGGGCCGCCUUCAGCUGCUCCUGCGUCGUCCUGCUGUGCACAGCUGUGGUGCAGAUCCUCAUCGACCCCUGGCUGAUGACAAACUACGUGACCUUUGUGGUCGGGGAGGUCCUGCUCCUGAUCCUGACCGUCUGCUCGCUGGCUGCCAUCUUUCCCCGGGCCUUUCCUAAGAAGCUGGUGGCCUUCUCCACGUGGAUCGACCAGACCCGCUGGGCCAGGAACACCUGGGCCAUGCUAGCCAUCUUCAUCCUGGUGAUGGCAAAUGUCGUGGAUAUGCUCAGCUGUCUGCAGUACUACGCGGGACCGGGCAAUGGCACUGCAGGGCUGGAGCCGGGGGGCGGCUGCCUGGAGAACCCCAAGUAUUACAGCUACGUGGCUGUGCUGUCGCUCGUCGCCACCAUCAUGCUGGUGCAGGUCAGCCACAUGGUGAAGCUCACGCUCAUGCUGCUCGUCACGGGCGCUGUGGCCGCCAUCAACCUCACCGCCUGGAGCCCCGUCUUCGACGAGUACGACCACAGGCGCUUCCAGGAGCACAGCUUCCCCCUGGUGGCCCUGGAGAAGAUGCAGGUCGUCUCCGCCCCUGGGCUCAACGGUACCGACAGCAGGCUGCCCCUGAUGCCGUCCAAGUACUCAAUGACAGCGAUGAUGCUGGUCAUGAUGCUGAGCUUUUACUACUUCUCGCGCCACCACACACCGUGCCUCUGCCUGUGUCUGCAGGUGGAGAAGCUGGCGCGGACCCUGUUCCUGUGGAAGAUGGAGGUCCACGACCAGAAGGAGCGUGUCAAUGAGAUGCGGCGCUGGAACGAGGCCUUGGUCACCAAUAUGCUGCCCGAGCAUGUGGCACGCCACUUCCUGGGGUCCAAGAAGAGAGAUGAGGAGCUGUACAGCCAGUCCUAUGAUGAGAUCGGAGUCAUGUUCGCCUCCCUGCCCAACUUCGCCGACUUCUACACCGAGGAGAGCAUCAACAACGGCGGCAUCGAGUGUCUGCGCUUCCUCAACGAGAUCAUCUCCGACUUUGACUCUCUCCUGGACAAUCCCAAAUUUCGGGUCAUCACGAAGAUCAAAACCAUUGGCAGCACCUAUAUGGCGGCUUCGGGCGUCACCCCAGAUGUCAACACCAACGGUUUUACCAGCUCCAACAAGGAGGAGAAGUCAGACAAGGAGCGCUGGCAGCACCUGGCCGACCUGGCCGACUUCGCACUCGCCAUGAAGGACACGCUGACCAACAUCAACAAUCAGUCCUUCAACAACUUCAUGCUGCGCAUAGGCAUGAACAAAGGAGGGGUUCUGGCUGGCGUCAUUGGAGCCCGGAAACCACACUAUGACAUCUGGGGCAACACUGUCAACGUGGCCAGCAGAAUGGAGUCCACAGGGGUCAUGGGCAACAUUCAGGUGGUGGAAGAAACGCAAGUGAUCCUGCGAGAGUACGGCUUCCGCUUCGUGAGGCGCGGCCCCAUCUUUGUGAAAGGAAAGGGGGAGCUGCUGACCUUCUUCCUGAAGGGGCGGGACAAGCCCGUGGCCUACCCCAACGGCUCCUCGGUGACCCUGCCCCACCAGGUGGUCGACAACCCCUGA